Messenger RNA from Phacochoerus africanus (Common warthog), 2115 nucleotides. RefSeq names its product GINS complex subunit 3 (gene GINS3). The transcript is spliced from 3 exons. The record is from RefSeq and is a predicted model, not a curated record. Gene Ontology annotation, cellular component: GINS complex. Gene Ontology annotation, biological process: mitotic DNA replication initiation. Bases 280 to 930 code for a protein of 216 amino acids. Lineage: Eukaryota; Metazoa; Chordata; Mammalia; Artiodactyla; Suidae.
CCUACUGCUCCCUCACCACGGAGUUGCGCAAAACCAAAUCCGCAGAUUUUGUCGAUUGCUUCUGCCUGGGAAGACCCGCCUACAUCGACUGCUUCUGUCUGGCCCAACCCCGGGCGCGGGAAAAGAGUUUGAAUCCUACCAGGUGGCCGCAAGGACCUCCUCAACCUUCAAAAUCCUGACCAGCCUCAGACACCGCCACCUCCUCCUCCUUCUACAUCCCUGACUCCCCGAGGUCUCCAGAACAACGAGAGUGGAAGCAGAGGAGCUCCAGCCGCCGCCAUGUCCGAGGCUUAUUUCCGGGUGGAGUCGGGUGCGCUGGGGCCUGAGGAGAACUUUCUUUCCCUGGACGAUAUCCUGAUGUCCCACGAAAAACUCCCGGUGCGCACUGAGAUCCCCAUGCCGCGCCUCGGCACUUUCUUCCUGGACCGGAGCGGAGGGGCCGAGACUGACAACGCGAUCCCUCAGGGCUCCAAGCUUGAGCUCCCUCUGUGGCUAGCAAAAGGACUUUUCGACAACAAGCGGCGGAUCCUUUCGGUGGAACUUCCCAAGAUCUACCAGGAGGGUUGGAGGACGGUGUUCGGUGCAGAUGCCAACGUGGUGGACCUCCACAAAAUGGGGCCUCACUUCUAUGGGUUCGGCUCCCAGCUCCUGCAUUUUGACAGCCCAGAGAAUGCAGACAUCUCCCAGGCUCUCCUGCAGAUGUUUAUUGGCCGCUUCCGCCGCAUCAUGGACUCCGCCCAGAACGCUUACAAUGAAGACACUUCGGCACUGGUAGCCAGGCUGGACGAAAUGGAGAGAGGCUUGUUUCAAACAGGGCAGAAAGGACUGAAUGACUUUCAGUGCUGGGAGAAGGGCCAGGCAUCUCAGAUCACAGCUUCCAACCUUGUUCAGAACUACAAGAAGAGAAAACUCCCUGACAUGGAAGACUGAAGGCCGGAAGAACACAGAACUGCUCCCUGUAGACUUCUUCCUCUGUGUGUCUUUGAUGGAAGCCCAGCUCGCCUUGUAAAGGGCCAGCAUCACGUCCCAUCCUGCGGCUUCUCUCCUGCAGGAGUGUUGGGAGGGGUACCAUUGGGUGGGGAAAGGAUAUGCUGCGGGUGUCCCACCUGUUGACCCCCAGCCCAGGCCUGCGUGACCCAGGGGCCCACGGCCAGGGAGAAGUCCAAGCCCUUCACAAAUAAGGAUCAUCAAUACCUACGUUGCAAUAGAGUUGGAAGUGGGAUUCCUCUCGGGAGUGGGGACGGCCUUAGAUGUCCAGUUCCACCAGCUCCAAAGCACAGGUGGAAAUGGGCCUUCCUCGGCUGCUCACAGAAUGUUCUCUUGACCUUCCAUGCCUCAUCUUCCUCAUGGUCCCACAAAGGACAGCCCCCCCAGGAUGCUGGGCCUACCUGUAAAUAUCCCCUUCCACCUGCCUGUGGGGAGUUACCCCAAUUUCUAAAAACUGUCGCCAGGAAUUAGGAAGGCAAAGGGAAAGGCUGAUGAGUGGCAUGGUUUUUACUAAAGAGAAGACGUUGCUUUCCUCUUCUGUAGUGACGGGAAAGGGUUAACCUGAGCUUGCUUUGCCUCUGAGAUCUUUAGAGCAGUGGCACUGUUCUGCCAUUCCCUCCUCGGCAAAGCUGUCAGGGAGUCGUUUGGAAUUGCAAAGUAGUUAUUAAAGGGUGGUAACCAGCCUGCGUGACAUUGAAAUCAGGGCUUCAGGGUUGCCUAAUGAAGAGGGCUGUUUGAGAAGCUCAGCAGCGUGGCUGUCGUGAGCGUUGUUUUUCUCGUCAAUAAAUUUCGCAAUGUUAUGACAGAGAAGAUUCCUGACCAGUUACUAAGAAUCCAUUUAAGCAACCACAAAACCCUUCCCCUGGCGAUCAAGGAGGAAACCUCAGGCAGAGUCGGGAACAGCUUUCCUGGGACCCCCUGGGCCUUUCAAGGGGCUCCCCUUCCAACUUCCCACCACUGCCUGUGUCGUUGGAAAUUAGGGUUGGGGUUUCAGUCUCCAAAUUGUGCCAAUGUUGUGAGGCAGACUUAGAAUGUCAGAAAUGUUUUUUAAAUGCCUGUUUUAAGAUGGAACUGAGGUUUUUAUAAUUUGAUUUUGGUGCUAAAUAAAUGAUCCACUUUGCCCCUGCA